AAGGACUAACCGCCAUAUCCCAAGUACUUACUCUCGAAGGUUAUUACAGAUCUUGGCCUCAUGCCGACAGCAGUAACCAGCACGACAGAUGUACUAAAUUAUGCACACAGUCUGCUCACGUCCCAUCGGGAGCUACUUACAAACGUGCGCAACUCACAGCGAGCACAUCGACGGCAGCUUCGUGCCAUUGCCACCGCACCUAACGAUCUGGUAAAUUUCCCAAUCAUUGACUCACCUGCACCGUCACCAUUACCGUCCCCACCGUCAUCACCGCAACUCGCACACCGUACUCGCCCGCAGCGCCCAGAUCUCCCACCUGCUAAGCGUGCGAGGGUCGCCCGAUACGCAAACUAUGUCCCUGAAGAGGAAACAAUCCGCAAUGACUACUCGCAGCGGUAUGUCGACAGCGGUGAGUGGCCACAGAACCGGGUUCUCGGUGCAGAGCCUUCCCGCCGUUUUGAGGAAUACCCGAAGCAGCAGCGCCUGCUCGGCCUGAAAAAGGAGUCUGUCGAUGCGCAUGCUACACCUCCGUUUUUCCUUCCCUUUUCUCACCUUUCUUCAUUACACCCUCAAAAGUUCGACGUAAUCCUCCUGGAUCCCCCGUUCUCCUCAUCGUUUAGCUGGGACGAUCUCCAAGCACUUCCUGUCCCUUCCCUUGCAGCUGACCCUUCAUUUGUAUUCAUGUGGGUAGGAAGUGGCGCAGGAGAGGGUCUCGAACGUGGUCGCGAGGUCCUUGCCAAGUGGGGCUACCGUAGGUGUGAAGAUGUUGUAUGGGUAAAAACCAACAACACCACCAAUCGCGGACCGGGUACAGACCCACCUACCACUUCUCUUCUGACCCGCACAAAACAGCAUUGCCUCAUGGGUAUCCGUGGCACGGUACGUCGCUCGACUGACAGUUGGUUCGUUCACUGCAACGUCGACACCGACGUCAUCAUCUGGGAAGGCGACCCCGCUGACCCAAUGCGCAAACCACCCGAAAUGUAUACCCUCAUAGAAAAUUUCUGUCUCGGCACGCGCCGUCUUGAGCUUUUUGGGCGGGCGCGCUCGUCCCUCCGCCGCGGAUGGGGGAGCAUGCGCGGACUGCGGAGGGUGAUGGCCGUGCACUCAUGGAACAAAGAUGCAUGGGAAGAAGCAACUCGCCACUUGGCUUCACUCGCAGGAGGAAAGGCCGUCGUGCCGAAUUCGCAGGAGAUUGACGCUCUUCGCCCGAAAUCACCUAUGCGUCCUGGGAACUCGGGUGUGAGUGGUGGAGUUGGCGUUGGCGUUGGCAUCAGUGGUGGUGUAGGCGUAGGAAGUGCAGGGGUGGGAAUGAAUGCGGGAAAUAUGAACGCCGACCCCAACAUGAACAUGCAGCUCUCCCGGCGUCCGCCUUCCCAGAAUCAAAUGAUGGUGUCGCCAAUGAUGGGGAUGGGGAUGCCAAUGGACAUGGGCAUGGGCAUGGGGAAUAUGAUGGGCAUGGGCAUGGGAAACAUGGGCAUGAUGGGCAUGGGGAACAUGGGAGUGAUGGGAAUUGGGGAUAUGCCUGGGCGCUACAUUCCAAUGGGUAGGGGAUGGUGA
Molecule: messenger RNA, 1560 nt
Organism: Suillus paluster
Lineage: Eukaryota; Fungi; Basidiomycota; Agaricomycetes; Boletales; Suillaceae
Product: MT-A70-domain-containing protein
Exons: 5
Coding region: 61-1560 (499 amino acids)
Cellular component (GO): nucleus; RNA N6-methyladenosine methyltransferase complex
Molecular function (GO): mRNA binding; methyltransferase activity
Source: RefSeq, a predicted model, not a curated record